UUGCUAGCUAUUAGGCUUGUGUUUAAGGAGUCGUUCGUGGCCUUUAUAUCGUAAAAAGUCUGUUGUCUACUGGAGGGUCAUCCCCGGCGAGGCAACAAAAAACGAUUUAGUUAGUUAUUCUCUCAGGUUUAGUCGAACAAAGCUCCUGUGCUGUUGUGUGUACUUCAUCAUGGCGGUGGUCAUCCGCUUACAGGGACUCAGAAUCACUGCUGGUUCUGAGGACAUUCGCAAUUUCUUCACUGGCCUUAGAAUACCUGAUGGUGGAGUUCAUAUAAUUGGUGGAGACCUUGAGGAAGCUUUUAUAAUAUUUGCAUCUGAUGAAGAUGCGAGACGAGCAAUGACACGCUCUGGGGGAUGCAUUAAAGGCUCCCCUGUUAACUUGCUUUUGAGUAGCAAGUCGGAGAUGCAGAAGGUUCUAGAGGAAAGCACAAGGAAGUCUGAAACAAAUGUCAAGAAGUUUUAUAAGGAGGGUGUCAAAAGAACUGCAGCAGAUGGAAGACCACCCUUAUUAAAUGAGGACAUGAGAAUAGACAUGCGAAGAGGAGAUCAUCAGAACAUGGGGAAAAGAACAUCCCCACUUUCUUUGAAUGAUUCUCAAAGUCAGAUUGGCGAUGGGGCAUUGAAUGCAGGUGGUCUUUAUUUGAACUUGUCUGGAAUGCCAUUCUCAGCAACGAAGGAGGAUGUCCGCCUGUUUUUUAACGGUUUGCAAAUUGAUGACAUAAUAUUUUUGAGAAAUCACCGUGGAAUGUUUAAUGGGUGUGGUAUGGUCAAAUUCGCAACCAGAGAGGAUGCCAAAGAAGGACUCAAGAGGGACCGACAAUACAUUGGUCCACGUUACAUCAGAAUAAUGUGUUGCUCAGAGGAUCAGUGGGUGGAUGCUGGGGGUUCUAUUAGACUAGAAGGUGCCGGUCAGAGAAAAUAUUUAUCAGACCGUGCAAGAUCUCGCUCUCCCAUUCGAUCUCAAUCACGAUCAAGUUCCCCUUCUGAUGACGAGUACUGUGUGUUGUAUGAAAACCUCUCGUAUUCCAUUGAAAAGAGGGACAUAAAAGCCAUGCUGCAUCCUGUUUGUGUGAAGGACGAUCAGAUCAUUAUUUUUGUUGAUAAGAACAGUGAUAGGACCAAAUCAGCAGUUGUGGUGUUUAGAAAUCUGAAGGACUACUGUUCUGGAUUAGCUCAUCAUAAAGAAACAUUUUUCCAAAGGACCGUCUAUGUUUCUCCUAUCUCCAAAGAAAAGAUGGUUGCCAUAUUGGAAUCCUCUGCUGAUUCAAGAGGAGAUAGCAGAAGGUCCAGUAGGUCAUCUGAACGAUCACAAAAAAGUGCUUAUGACUCAGAAAGGAGAUGCCUGUACGUUCGCAAUCUGCCUUUUGAUGUCCGUAAAGUAGAGAUCAUGGAUUUCUUUCAUGGAUUCCAACUCUCAGACAAUACGGUUGUCCUGCUUCAGGAUGAGAGGGGAGCUGGUCUUGGUGAGGCUUUAGUGAUCUUCCCAACAGAAAAAGAGGCUAUAAUGGCACAGUCUUUGAACGGGCAAAGGUUUCUUGGAUCAGAAGUUAUGCUGAAAUGCAUCACCUUGGCUCAGAUGCAAGAAUUCAGAAAUGAGGUAAUAGGCAACAUGCCAGAGAGGAAUGUUCAGAGGAAUAAAACGAAAUAUGGAAACUCGUCUUUUUUCUCUCGUGCCCGAAUGCAUGUAGAUGAUCGUGUAAUGGCAGAUGGGCCCCACUAUGGACGUGGAAACAAAGGUCCUUUCGGUCAUCUUGAAAGCCCCGAUGCUUAUAGACACGGAACACGUGGACCACAUUAUGAACCACCUGACCAGCAAUUUGAUGGGCCCACCUGUCUUAAAUUGCUCAAUCUACCUUCUCAGAUAAGGAUCGAUGAAAUCUAUGACUUCUGCUAUGGGUACAGAGUCAUUCCUGGAUCAGUCUCAUUACAGUGUGAUAGAAGUGGUGUGCCUGUUGGUUCUGCAACUGUUGUAUUUGAAACCCACAGUGAGGCAGUCACUGCUGUUCAAGAAUUAAAUGGAAGACCCAUUGGUACCAGGAAAAUAAAGGUUGUAUUUGUGUAGAAUUUGGUCCGGGGAUUCAUUAACACAAAGCAGUUUAUAAGGACUCUGUUGAUUAAGAAAUCUGUUAAGUAAUUAAUUUUGGUGACACUCAUUUUGUUCUUUCUAUUUGAUUAAAAUAUCAUUUUUGCUGUCUUUCAAAUAGGGACAUACUGACUAUAAAAUGUUUUCUGCAUUUAGGGUUUAUUUUAUUUGGAAUAACUGAUUUUUAAAAUUUGGUGAGGAUGUUAUUGCAUUUGCAUUUUGCAAAGCAAUUUUAGGGUGUUUUAAUUAUUGUAAUUAUAAGGGUAUCUUGCUUUAGGAAGACUCUGUUAACACUCCAACACCCCAUUUUUGCUUCUUACUUUUUCCUUCCAUCUUUCUCUCCUUUCUCCCAUCAUCUUCUGAUUAAAAGUAACAUCCUGGCCA
This is a messenger RNA of Electrophorus electricus (electric eel), 2467 nucleotides long. RefSeq names its product RNA binding motif protein 12Bb (gene rbm12bb). The record is from RefSeq and is a predicted model, not a curated record. Gene Ontology annotation, molecular function: RNA binding. Lineage: Eukaryota; Metazoa; Chordata; Actinopteri; Gymnotiformes; Gymnotidae.